Messenger RNA from Amoebophrya sp. A120, 228 nucleotides. Lineage: Eukaryota; Dinophyceae; Syndiniales; Amoebophryaceae. The record is from the annotation of a GenBank genome assembly.
GUCGUGUGUCGUCUACGUCGAGCAUGAAUGAUGGAGAGGAGAACGUUACCAGCUCGUCGACUUCGUCCAGUGCUAGAAGUGGAAGAAAUGACAAUGGGGAAAUCAAAUCCACAACGUCGAGGAUGCAGGAGAACAGCGACACUGAAAAAGAGAGAUUUUCUCUAGACUUUUACGGGGGCGCGAAUUCUGGGUUCUCGAAAGAGUUCGCCCGACAGAUGAAGCUUUUCG